AUGGCAGUUCAACCCUUGAACAAGACUAAGAUCAUCAAGAAGAUUACCAAGCACCCCAACCGUUUCCAAUCUGACAAAUACUACAGAGUUGGAGCCUCUUGGAGAAAACCCCACGGUAUUGAUAGCAGAAUCAGACGUAAGUACAGAGGCAACCAAAUGAUGCCAGGAGUCGGUCAAGCUUCCAACAGAAAGACCAGACACCUUUUGCCAAACGGGUUCAAGAAGUUGCUCAUCAGAAGCCCAAAAGAUAUUGAACUCCUCCUUAUGAACAACAGAACCUACUGCGCUGAAAUCGCCAACACCAUCUCUGGCAAAAACAGAAAGGCCAUCGUUCAAAGAGCAAAAGAACUCAAUGUCAGACUCACCAACAGCACAGCAAAGCUUAGAAAGCAAACUGCCGAAUGA
Stylonychia lemnae is the source of this 405-nucleotide messenger RNA. NCBI's taxonomy places the organism in Eukaryota, Ciliophora, Spirotrichea, Sporadotrichida, Oxytrichidae. The record is from the annotation of a GenBank genome assembly.